This is a messenger RNA of Drosophila innubila, 1399 nucleotides long. RefSeq names its product syntaxin-16 (gene Syx16). The record is from RefSeq and is a predicted model, not a curated record. Gene Ontology annotation, biological process: vesicle fusion; intracellular protein transport; vesicle-mediated transport. Gene Ontology annotation, molecular function: SNAP receptor activity; SNARE binding. Lineage: Eukaryota; Metazoa; Arthropoda; Insecta; Diptera; Drosophilidae. The transcript is spliced from 3 exons. Gene Ontology annotation, cellular component: SNARE complex; membrane; endomembrane system. The coding region runs from base 144 to 1232 and encodes 362 amino acids.
CAGCUCUAUUAAAUUGCAAUACAACUCUACUUAUUGCAAUUUAUUUUCCAUCCCAAAAUAGAAAAUAAAUAAAAUGUAAAAUAUCAUAGGUAGAUUAGCUAAAUUAACUAUACACGAAGAAGGCGGUCGUAAACAGCGUAAUCAUGACGUCACGCAACCUAACGGAAGUGUUCGUUAUCAUGCGUAACAAUGCCAGCAAGAAUCGAAAUCAUUAUGACGAUCGGCGUGGCAGCGACUCGGAGCGAUUGCUGAAGCAUUCGGUGCGGGAGGCCGAGGAGGGGCUGGAAAUGCAGGACGACUAUGGAACUCCGCCCGUUUGGCUGGACAAAUUCGAGGAGGCACAAUACACAAUGUCCAAAAUCAAACCAAAGCUGGAUGAACUGGGCUCACUGCAUGCCCGCCACCUGCUGCGUCCCACAUUCGAUGACCAGAGAGACGAUGAGUGUGAGAUUGAGGUGCUGAGUCAGAUCGUAUCCAAGCUCAUCUCGAGCACCCACCGGCACAUACAGUGUGUACGCUCCAGCCUCGGUGUGGGCAGCAAGGUGGAGCAGCGACUGACCGCCAAUGCGGUGGAGUGCGCUCUCCUCCAGCUGCAGGAUCUGACGGUCAAGUUCCGCAACAGCCAGAACGCCUAUUUGUUGCAACUCAACUCACGGGAGGAGCGCUCCCAGAAGUACUUUGACAACAAUGAGUUCACCAAUGUCGAACUGGGCGAUAACAACGAUCAACUGGCGAAUUUCGCCGAUUCCUUUGACAAUUUUCUGCAGCCUGUGGAGGGAACAACAACAACAACAGCAGCUGGAGCAGCAGCAACAACAAAUGGCCGUAGUACAAAUACGUAUCUGUUUGAUGACGAUGAUGAGCAGGAGAUUGAUGAUCACUUCAAGAAACCGGUGGCGAAUCGCAUGACACAGCAGCAACUGUUGCUAUUCGAGGAGGAGAACACACGUCUCGCCCAGCAUCGGGAGGAGGAGGUGACGAAGAUUGUCAAGUCCAUAUACGAUCUCAACGAUAUCUUCAAGGAUCUGGGCCACAUGGUGCACGAGCAGGGCACCAUUAUGGAUCGCAUCGACUACAACGUGGAGCAGACACAGACCCGCGUCUCCGAGGGAUUGCGGCAACUGCAACGGGCCGAAAUGUAUCAGCGAAAGAAUCGAAAAAUGUGCAUCAUUCUCAUACUGGCUGCAGUCACCUUUGUCAUGCUGCUCCUGCUGAUCCUGACCAAGCUGUAGGCCAUGCUCACGAUACCAUACGAUUCCAUUCCUCCUGAGAGAAUCAAAUCAAACAAAUCCCGGCUCCAGCCAGCAGCAGUUAUUCCGUUAUUAUCUGUAAUUCCGUGUGUAUAUUUGUAAUUGUAUAAUGUAAAAAUAUAUUGUAUGUUUUAUUUAUUUAUUACUAA